Molecule: messenger RNA, 2110 nt
Organism: Teleopsis dalmanni
Lineage: Eukaryota; Metazoa; Arthropoda; Insecta; Diptera; Diopsidae
Gene: spz4
Product: protein spaetzle 4
Exons: 2
Coding region: 96-2057 (653 amino acids)
Biological process (GO): regulation of Toll signaling pathway; central nervous system formation; innate immune response
Cellular component (GO): extracellular region
Molecular function (GO): growth factor activity; Toll binding
Source: RefSeq, a predicted model, not a curated record
AUAAUUUGAAACUUAUUUCUGUGCAAGGCUUUGGCUUCGACUCAGCUAACUCCUGCAGCCCAAAUGGCAAGAUAUCAAGACGUGGACGAGCUCAAAUGAUAGCUGCAAUACCUUGCGAUCUAACUAGACAGGCGUACUGUCAUUUACCUGGUACUGCAUAUCCAUGGCAUGCUGUGCGUCGAUUUGUUUACGAAAACCAGGGAUUAAUGAAACGCAUGUAUGGCGAUGUACGGCACAUAUCAAUCUUACGCGAUGAGAUACAAAAUAACGAAAUCGAUAUAGAAGAUGUUGAAAUGGCGGCAGCGCGUUACUCGCGUGAUGGUUUCAGACGUUCAUCAAAAUUUAUGAAUAAUCGAGAUGAUUUCGCAGGAUUGAAAAGUAAUGACAUUUUGAUGGAACCACACUUUAGACCUGUUACUACUACCACAACAACUACCACAACAACUACCACAACAACAACGCUUCGUACUCCUACAAGUGCUGAAUCAACGCCAAUUAAGUCAGGCAAUGACUUCGAAGAGGCUAAAAUAGCAAAACCUGCAUUAACAAGUAACGUACAGAAAGAGUCGACAAGCACUAAAAAUUUUGAGAGUCCAGGCAUUAAAAAUAGCACAGUUCGCCCAAAUGAAAGCACACAAACAACGGCAACAUCAACGAUUUCGAAAAUAAAUUUAAAUGAAGACUCAAAUAAUUUGGAAUCGAAUAGCGUUUAUGAAACACAAUCUGUCACAUCACCACAAACCGAUCUGCAUAUAGGCGACAAUAUACAAAUAAUUGAAUCACCACAAUUGGGUCUAAGUAACAUUAGUAAUGAGGCCUCAACCAUAUCGACAACACUUAAGGUGAUAACAGGCAUGAAAAAUGAUGGCGAAAUAUUAAAUGCAGCUGCAGUAGUACCGCCAGUACCGCCAGUACCGGCAACAGUACAAAAAAAACCACAAUCGACACGUCAACGGCCGACGCAACAACAUAAACAACACCAUCGUCAUCAUCAGCAGCAACAACAUCAAUUUUUCAAAGUCUCAACAACAAUCUUAAAAGAAAGUUCAAAUUUGAAACCCAAACUAAAUGAAAGUGAACGCACGCCAAGCAAUGCAACGCCAACAGCUGCAACAGCAACAAAGACCACCGCGAAUGCGGUGAAAGGCUCCCUAACUGCAGUACAUAAAAUCAAUCCAAACAAAAACAAAAAUCCAAACCAUAGCAAUAACUCACCUACUGAGCCAACAACGUCUGCUUCGUCAUCAACAUCAUCAUCGUCGUCGUCAUCAUCAUCGUCAUCAUCGUCAUCAUCGUUGCCCUCAUCAUCAUCAUCUGCAGCUUUAACAUCAACCGCGUCUUUAUGGUCAUCCGCAACAUUACCAUUAAAAUCGUCCAUUUCAUCAGCAGCAGCAUCGUCGGUCGCAUCAUCGGUCGCAUCAGCGUCUGCAUCGUUGACGAACGGUGAACUACUUUUGGGUGAAAAAAUACAAAAACCGCCAACAGCAUUAACAUCUUCACUACCCGCUACAGCCACUCCAUCCACAAAACCUGUAGUGUUGCGCGAUGGGCAGUUGUUUCAAGACACCAUAAAGCAGGAACCAGCGCCAGUUGUCAAUUUAAGAGGCGUAAACGCUUGUCCUGUAAAGGAGGAAGUGGUGGCACCGUUUUGGGCAAAUAAUACACGCGGUGAAGUCUUGGCAUUACUGAAUUUAUAUCCAUUCGAACAGUACGUACACUGGGAAAAAUGCACACAUGAACAUAAGCAAAUGUAUUGUCGAGAUGGCUGUCGUUGCGAGCAACAGUAUCGUCUGCACCGCUUACUUGCCUACGAUCCACAUAACGAAUGCAGAGGCAUCUUCUCCGAUUGGUUUCGUUUCCCAUCGUGCUGCAUUUGUAAAUGCUAUAAUAUACCUAUGGAUUUUCGUGCCACUUCACGUAGUCCACGAUCGGAAAAAUUCGAAGAAUAUCGACAUCCAAUAGAAGUUGCCGAAGAUGAAGUGAAGAAAGCAAUAUACGAACACGCAACCGAAGAAUGGUACCGACCAAAAGAUGAAUUCGAUUUUUUCGAAAAUUAAUAACUUAAAACCUAAAUGUUAUACAUAUUCAUUCAAUCUUAUAAUUUCUUUCU